ACCUACAAUCCCAGUACUUUGGGAGACUAAGGAGGGUGGAUCACCUGAGGUCAGGAAUUUGAGACUAGCCUGGCCAACAUGGUGAAACCCCAUCUCUACUAAUAAUACAAAAAAAUUCGCUGGAUGUAGUGGCACAUGCCUGUAAUCUCAGCUACCCAGGAGGCUGAGGCAGGAAUAUCUCUUGAACCUGGGAGGUGGAGGUUACAGUGAGUCAAGAUCGUGCUAUUGCACUCCAGCCUGGGUGACAAGAGUGAAACUCCAUCUCAAAAAAAAAAAAAAAAGAAAAGAAAAGAAAAGAAAAAUUGCCCCUGACCAUAUACAGGGAAUAAUAGAAGAUGAACGCCUACCAUUCUAGUCUUGGUGUGCAGCCUGUGAGCAGAAGGGGGAUUUCAGAACAGUUUCUACUUCUGUUGAGAUGGGAAACCAUAUUAACUCAUUUUUUUUUCUCUAGAUUUCAGAAGGGAAAAACACUCAGAAGUAAAUGUUGGGGAAUUGCUCUAGCACCACUGAAUUUUUUCUCUUAGGCUUCCCUGGCUCCCAAGAAGUACGCCGUAUCCUUUUUGCAACCUUCUUCUUCUUGUACACAGUGACAGUGAUGGGAAACACGGUCAUCAUCGUCACUAUCUGUGUUGAUAAACGUCUGCAGUCCCCCAUGUAUUUUUUCCUGGGUCACCUCUCUGUCCUGGAGAUCCUGAUCACAUCCACCGCUGUCCCUUUUAUGCUCGGGGGGUUGCUGCUUCCAGGCACUCAGAUCAUAUCUUUGACAGCCUGUGCUGCACAGCUAUAUUUAUACGUUUCUUUGGGUACCUCGGAGUUGGCAUUAAUGGGAGUGAUGGCUGUGGACCGUUAUGUGGCUGUGCGUAACCCUUUUAGGUACAACAUCAUUAUGAACAGCAGCACCUGCAGUUGGGUGGUAAUUGUGUCAUGGGUUUUUGGGUUUCUUUCUGAAAUCUGGCCAGUUUAUGCCACUUUUCAGCUUACUUUCUGCAAAUCAAAUGUGUUAGACCAUUUUUACUGUGACCGAGGACAAUUGCUCAAAGUAUCCUAUGAGAACACUCUUUUUACAGAGUUUAUUUUUUUUCUAAUGGCUAUUUUCAUUAUCAUUGGUUCUUUGAUCCCUACAAUUGUCUCCUACACCUACAUCAUCUCCACCAUCCUCAAGAUCCCGUCAGCCUCUGGGCGGAGGAAAUCCUUUUCCACUUGUGCCUCCCACUUCACCUAUGUUGCGAUCGGCUACGGCAGCUGCUUGUUUCUCUACGUGAAACCCAAACAAACACAGGCAGCCGAGUAUAACAGGGUAGCGUCACUGCUGGUUUUAGUGGUGACCCCUUUUCUGAACCCUUUCAUCUUCACCCUGAGGAAUGACAAAUUCAUACAGGCCUUUGGAGAUGGCAUGAAACGCUGCUAU
Messenger RNA from Mandrillus leucophaeus (drill), 1408 nucleotides. RefSeq names its product putative olfactory receptor 9A1. The annotation marks the transcript as partial. Gene Ontology annotation, molecular function: G protein-coupled receptor activity; olfactory receptor activity. Gene Ontology annotation, cellular component: membrane. Lineage: Eukaryota; Metazoa; Chordata; Mammalia; Primates; Cercopithecidae. The record is from RefSeq and is a predicted model, not a curated record. The transcript has a single exon. Gene Ontology annotation, biological process: G protein-coupled receptor signaling pathway.